AUAAAAGUAAGAUACUUAGAUCUGCAUGUCUAUAGCGCUAGACAGUGAUAAAUAUAGCCAGCAGAUAUGUGUAGUGAUGUCCAUUAGGACGAUAUUGAUGUUGGUGGGGGUAAUAAUAUUGUCGGUGGUGGUGGGAAGUGGAAAUGAAAGAAAAAAAAAGAAAAUAGGCAGUAGAAAAGUGGAAGCAAGCAAGCAAGCAAGAAAGUAGAGGGUGAAGGUGUCUUUUGGUUGCGAGAUUAACUUGAGAACCUUUUCUGAUUGGCUGGCUGUUCAAAAUGUUGGUUAUUGCGGGCGAUGCCGUGCCGAUGUUGUGACGUUAAAGAUUUUUAUCAUACUUAUACUAGUGAGAAACAUAUUCGCAAGUGGAUUAAAUAAUAUUAAUCAAGCCUGGGAAUAAAAAGUAAAUAACAACGAUGAGCUCGAUAUCUAAUGUGGAGAAUUUUUCACCGCAAAUAAUUCGGAGGGUAGCCAAAGAAAUGCAGGAAUUGGUUAGCCAUCCUCCUGAAGGCAUUCGAGUUAUCAUAAAUGAUGAAGAUGUCACUGAUAUUCAGGCUGUCAUCGAGGGUCCUGCUGGUACUCCUUAUGCAGAUGGUCACUUUAGAGUUAAACUAGCUUUGGGUAAAGACUUUCCUCAAGGACCUCCAAAAGCUUUCUUCCUCACCAAAAUCUUCCACCCAAAUGUGGCGAAAAAUGGAGAAAUAUGUGUCAACACUUUGAAAAAAGAUUGGAAAUCUGAUCUUGGAAUCAAACAUAUAUUAUUAACUGUAAAGUGCCUACUCAUCGUACCUAAUGCCGAAUCUGCCUUGAAUGAAGAGGCAGGAAAAAUGCUUCUAGAAAAGUACGAUGAUUAUUCUGAAAGAGCAAAAAUGAUGACCGAAAUCCAUGCUCAAGGAGGUGGCAAGGGCAGUAAAGUUGGUAUUGAGAGCUGCACUUCUUCCGCAAUCGGUGGUCCUCUUCCGAAAAAACACGCAAGUGACAAAAAAAUAACUGCUGAAAAGAAAAAAAUGUUGAGAGAUAAGAAGAGAACGCUCAAGCGAUUAUAAAAAAAUUUCUUAAUUAUUAAUCUCAUUCUUAUUGAUACUGUCCCUUGAAAGAUCUUAUAUCAAUUGAAAAAAGAUAAA
Messenger RNA from Cotesia glomerata, 1121 nucleotides. Its product is annotated as ubiquitin-conjugating enzyme E2 S. The record is from RefSeq and is a predicted model, not a curated record. The transcript is spliced from 5 exons. The coding region runs from base 414 to 1043 and encodes 209 amino acids. NCBI's taxonomy places the organism in Eukaryota, Metazoa, Arthropoda, Insecta, Hymenoptera, Braconidae.